AUGCCCGCUAUGAACCGUAUCGGGUACGCGGUCGGAGUGAUUGGUCUCGCAGCACUGCAGGGCAUUUACACUGUCGCUGAGCGCGACCUCGCCAAAGCCGGCACAAAUGAGCUCGCCGAGAAGCUCCAUCACAGAGAGCUCCUUUGUGGAGAUAUCCUCUGCGCUGUGCUCGAGUUGGAGCAGAAUGCCAAGCAUGUCGCUGUGAACGAGGACGUCGUCAUUGACACCGACGAUACGGUCCACAAGGAUGUCGCGGUUGUCGUCGACAACAGUUUGAUCGUUGAUGAGUACAACACGGAUCACGAGUUUGUCUGCAUCAACGAGAGCGAUGCAGAGAUGUCGCAGGCGGAUAGUGCCGAGUGGGAGCUUGUUUCGGAGGUGUCCGACUACCUAAUUUAGCGGGACCAUACCCAAGGUAGUGCCUACCUAUCUUGUGCGGUUGGGUAGUGUCCUGGGAAGCUCUCCUAUCUGAUUUGGAGAAGGCCGAGAUUGGAGGAAGCAUGAUGUUUUACCUUUCCUUUUUAAGAGGUUGUUACCACUACUUCGUGAUAGACAUCCGAAUGUACAGUCCAAAAGCUACAGCGA
Messenger RNA from Neurospora tetraspora, 585 nucleotides. RefSeq lists its product as uncharacterized. The record is from RefSeq and is a predicted model, not a curated record. The transcript has 4 exons. Bases 1 to 399 code for a protein of 132 amino acids. Lineage: Eukaryota; Fungi; Ascomycota; Sordariomycetes; Sordariales; Sordariaceae.